Messenger RNA from Zeugodacus cucurbitae (melon fly), 2589 nucleotides. RefSeq lists its product as uncharacterized. The record is from RefSeq and is a predicted model, not a curated record. The transcript has 11 exons. Bases 197 to 2566 code for a protein of 789 amino acids. Lineage: Eukaryota; Metazoa; Arthropoda; Insecta; Diptera; Tephritidae. Gene Ontology annotation, cellular component: plasma membrane.
ACAAAAGUUAAUAAGUCAGUGCCACAAGCGCAACAACCUGCGCCUUUGCUUUUCUUUGUUAUCGCGGCACGUAACCGGUUAGCGCUAAACACGUGACCGACGCGUUGUGCGAGUGCCGAGUACUUGAACACCUCUUAACGGUUUACUAACGCUCCAUUGCAUUGCGGCGAACGUGACCUUCCACAAUCCGCGCGGAAUGCCGCCUGCAACGCCGAGAAGAUUUGUGUGCAACGCGUUGCUGUUGGCCCUCCUUUGCGCGAGCAUUUGUCAGGAGUUUGCCGCAUUGUUGCAAAAAGAAUUAUGGUUAGAGUGCUCGUGUAUGUACGCCACGGAACGCAAUACGAGCAAUUGGGGCAGCAUCGCCAUUAACGGCAGCACUUUGCGCGGCGUCAAGAAUGAUUGUUACUUGAUUUUCAUCGCGGGCGGCAAUGAUGAGUUGGUCGCGCUGCGCUUCCAGACGCUGCAGCUGGCCGCCGGCUGUUCGGAGUACAUUGAAAUAUUUCCGUUCCUGCGGGAGCCCGUCAUCGAGAACUCGACUAAUCCGGAUUAUGUUAUUUGCAAUCGCACCACUGUCACAGCGCCCAGUGUGUCAGCAUUAGCAGCUACAACGCCUGCCACAGCAUUGGUGGCUAACGGUAGUGUUGCAGCAACAAUGACAACAAAGGCCAAGCACACCAUGCCACCCACUGCCGUGGCCGCCGCCGCCGCAGUCAAACAGAAAGCAGCGACGACGACGACACAGAGUCCCGUUAACGCCAGCCACAUGUCGAAGCAGCCAGUGUCGUCUGCGAGCAGCAUUGCCAACCAUGCUCAUUUAACGGUUAUUGCUGCCAAUAAUUCGGCAGCCGCCGCUGUCGCUGAUUUACGUGGCAAUGAGUUUAUUUAUAGUGCGGGCAAAAUAUUCGGCAUUCGCGUACGUUUUAACCAACCGCAACAACAACAACAACAGCAACAGCAACUACAAGGCGAACAAACGCUGCGAAAUGUUGCUGGUGGUGGCGAUGUUGCUCUGAAAAAUUGGCUGCUCAAUAUAACCGGAGAGUAUCGAUUCUUGAAGAAGGAACAUUUUCAAAAUGACGGACGUCUAAUACCCGGCUCAUAUUGUGAUUAUUACUUCUUUGCCGAUCCCAAUGCAAAACCGGAGAGCUUCGAAAUUUGGCAAUACUUUCAUUCGCCUCGUUUUCCAGCAAAGUAUCCGGCACACAUCAAAUGCGCCUACAAAUUUAUUGGCCGCCCAGAAAGUCGUGUUGAAGUAGUCUUUGAAGAAUUGCAUUUACCCAAAAAGGACAACAGCUGCAGCAUGGAUAAACUGACAAUUUUCGACUCUGAAUCGGCCAAUAUGAAUGCCGUAAUUGAUGUCAUUUGCGAUGCGCCGCCCACGCGACGCAUAAUUAGUUCCGGUCCCGAUUUGCUAAUCGAAUUCAACGCCAGUUCAAAUCGCACAGCCAAAGGAUUUCGCGGCAAAUACAAAUUUAUACAUAAUGAAGUCGAUGAUCAACUUGUGCCAGCGAUCGGAAAUGAAUUGACAACAGAGAAAAUAAUUGCGCUCGAAAGAAUCGGCUUGCGGAAGGAGUCUCCACGCCCCGUGCUUACCGCUGAUGAGUGGGGUAAAUUCUUUAAGAACAAUGAAAAUUGCAAACAAAUAUUUGAUUCGCGUGUAAACAAAUCCGGCCGCUUUGACACUUCUCAGCUGUUUCCAACAGUUCCAAAUGUCAACAUCAUUCCAGUGCUGUCGCCCUCGAGAGUGCAGUGUCGAUUUGAGUUUUACGGUGGCGCCGACGAAAGAGUGCAGAUAAAGUUUUUGGAUUUCCACAUUCCGGCGGAGAAUAAAAACUCUACGGAAUGUAAGUCAAAUGAUGUGUUGCAGCUGCUUACACAAGUGCGUGGGAAGUACGAACCAGCCGAAACAUUUUGUGGCGCAUUUCUACCCAAGCCAAUCAUGUCGCAUGGACCGAAGAUGUUACUACAAUUUUUAGGCCGUUAUCCGCCUACUGGCUCGAAAAUAAAUUAUUAUGGGUUCAAGGCAGAGUAUAAAUUUGUUAAGAAUUUCGGUAUAUCCACUGGCCAACAGAUUGACGACAAUUGUACUUUCACAUACAAUAGUACGGAACGGAAAUCAGGCUGGUUUGGUUCGCCGAAUUUUCCCGGUUUCUACCCGCAAAAUAUGAUUUGCCAUUACUACUUCUAUGGCGAGCCUGAUGAACGGGUUAUAAUACGUUUUACUUUCUUCGAUGUGGAGGGGAUCGGCACUUGCGAAUAUCUCACCGCUAGUGAUUAUGUGGAGUUUUCGAAUUUUAUGAGCACCGAUCGCAAAUAUGGCAGGUACUGUGGGAAACGUGACAAGUUCGAAGUGCGCUCGGAUGGUCGGUUUUUCCGCGUUUCUUUCUAUUCAAACGACCGGUUCGAUAAGACGGGUUUUCGUGCUUUAUACGAUUAUCAAGGCAAAAGUUCGCGUGUAGAGAAUACUUCAAUGCAGAGUUAUGUAUCUGGCAGUAGCGACAUACUUAAAUCAUAUUACAGGCUUCAAAUCGCAUUUGCGCUGGUAUUAAUAUUAUUGUAUAAAUAAGAGUAAUUAUUUGUAGUUUUCAA